AUGAUGAAAACUUUCAACGCGUGUGUUUUGUUUUUGGGCAUCUUUCUCCUUUUUGAGUCAAUUAGCGCUCAUUGGAUCGGUGGCUUCGGCCCUCGUUUCGGAGGCUUUGGGGGUUUCGGAGCGUUCGGUGGAGGCUUCUACGGAAGAGGCUUCUACGGAGGAUAUGGGCGCGGUUUCUACGGACCACGUUUCUACCCACCCCCGCCCUUAAUCUACCCGCCACCACCCUUCUGGGGUUAA
Molecule: messenger RNA, 240 nt
Organism: Leptosia nina
Lineage: Eukaryota; Metazoa; Arthropoda; Insecta; Lepidoptera; Pieridae
Source: the annotation of a GenBank genome assembly